AUGGUGAGAGCACCUUGCUGUGAGAAGAUGGGAUUGAAGAAGGGUCCUUGGACUCCCGAGGAAGAUCAACUCCUCACAUCUUACAUCCAAAAACAUGGCCAUGGCAAUUGGCGUGCCCUCCCAAAGCAAGCAGGCCUGUUGAGGUGUGGGAAGAGUUGCAGACUGCGCUGGAUUAACUAUUUGAAGCCUGAUAUCAAGAGAGGGAAUUUCACAUCUCAGGAAGAAGAAACUAUCAUUGAGCUGCAUGAGACCCUGGGGAACAGGUGGUCAGCUAUUGCAGCAAAAUUACCCGGAAGAACUGAUAAUGAAAUAAAAAAUGUUUGGCACACCAAUUUGAAGAAGAGGCUGCUGAAAGCAGACCAGUCCAAUUCAAAUUCCAGAAGGGCCACAAAGCCAAGAAUCAAACGUUCUGAUUCCAAUUCCAGUAUCAUAACUCAAUCAGAACCUGCCAAUUUUAGUUUAAGGGAAAUGGACUCAACAUCAGCAUGCACAACUUCUAGUGAUUUUUCAUCUGUCACAGUUGGUGACAGCAAAACUAUCAAGUGUGAAGACAUAGAGUCUCUGGAGACAAUGCCUGUGAUUGACGAGAGCUUUUGGUCAGAACCUGCAAUCGAUGAAACUCCCUCCAUGUCAUCACAAUCCAUGACGAUCUCAACUGAGAUGCCACUUCAAUACCCUUUUACUAACUAUGAGGAAACUUUCCAACAGAGUCAUGCUUAUGAUUCAAGCUUUGAUGACGGCAUGGAUUUCUGGUAUGACAUACUCACCAGGACUGCGGAUUCAAUAGAAUUGCCAGAGUUCUGA
Messenger RNA from Sphenostylis stenocarpa, 804 nucleotides. Lineage: Eukaryota; Viridiplantae; Streptophyta; Magnoliopsida; Fabales; Fabaceae. The record is from the annotation of a GenBank genome assembly.